UCUACAGAGAGAUGACCAGUUUAUUAGACAUUAGUGUCUCAGUUGGAGAAGAGGAACAAUGAUGAUCACUGUCGUUAUCUCUUUCUGUCUUUUUGUAACCGUAAAAACGUCUAACGAUGGUCUUCAAGUGCAAACAGAGAAGAUUGGAGAAAAUGUAGUGAUAAAAUGUGAGGAGAGCUUUAUCACAAACAACCAUCAGUAUAGUUUUGCUUGGUUUAAGCAGAGUUAUGGAAAGAUGCCUCAGUUUGUUGUGAGAUUAUUUAACAAUAAUUCAAACGUCAGAUACAAUCGACAAUUUAAACAGCGCUUUAAUGCGACUCUGAAAGGAGAUCAGUUUGUUCUCAACAUUCAGGAAACUGUAGAAGAAGAUUCUGGAACAUAUUUAUGUGGGAGAGUGAAGAUUGAUGUUACAGAGUUUGGAUCUGGAACGCUUCUGAUCUUUAACGAAGAAAAGUCUCAGAAGGGAAAUCUGACUGAACUAAAGGUGAAAAGUGGAAAAUCUGCAGGUUCACUCCAGUGUUCAGUACUAAUGGCUACUUUAAGCUGUUCAGGAGAUCACAGUGUGUACUGGUUCAGACCCGACUCACGAGAAUCUCGUCCAGGAAUCAUCUUCACUCAUGGAAACAGGAGUGAUCAGUGUAAGAAAAGCUCUGAGACUGUUUCUCCUACACAGAGCUGUAUCUACAAACUCCCCAAGAACAACCUCAGCCUCUCUGAUGCUGGAACUUACUACUGUGCUGUAGCUGCAUGUGGAGAGACGGUAGAUGUUGUUGGAACUGAACAACAUGUGGAAGACAGAAGUAAUUGGAUUGUUGCUGCCUUUACAAUAUUCAGUGUGAUCUCUGUUAUUCUGAAUGUGGUUCUGGCUGUUCUGCUUCUUAAGAAGCAACAGAAAGGUUGUCAAAAAGAUCCUUCAAGUCGCAAAAAUCAGGAUGAAGACACAGAUGCCUUGAACUACGCAGCGAUACAAUUCAGAAACAAGCCGCCUCCCUCCAGAACACCCAGAUCUCCUCCCUCCAGAACACCCAGAGUCCAGGAAAGUCAAGAUAUUUAUUCUCAAAUCAAAGUGCGAUAGAGAAUAUGAAACUAUCUAUAUGUACAUAUUAGGGAUGUCAGUCGUUAAAAAAAUGGAAUAAUCACAACACAAUUGUAUGAUUAAUCACAAUUUUUCUUCUUCUUAGGACUGAACAUUUACUAAUGGGUAAAUAAAUGAAAAAAAGGUAAAUAAAUGAAUUAAUGUUAGAUUAAGUCAGAUUUAUAUUAGUGGUGUCAAUCACUUAAAAAAAUGUAUUAUGUAAUAUAUUAGCUCAAAUAAAAGUAAUCU
Astyanax mexicanus (Mexican tetra) is the source of this 1324-nucleotide messenger RNA. RefSeq lists its product as uncharacterized. Gene Ontology annotation, biological process: response to bacterium. Lineage: Eukaryota; Metazoa; Chordata; Actinopteri; Characiformes; Acestrorhamphidae. The transcript is spliced from 6 exons. Bases 59 to 1075 code for a protein of 338 amino acids. The record is from RefSeq and is a predicted model, not a curated record.